Messenger RNA from Osmerus eperlanus (European smelt), 2238 nucleotides. RefSeq names its product inversin (gene ankrd63). Gene Ontology annotation, cellular component: nucleus; cytoplasm. Bases 133 to 1710 code for a protein of 525 amino acids. Lineage: Eukaryota; Metazoa; Chordata; Actinopteri; Osmeriformes; Osmeridae. The transcript has a single exon. Gene Ontology annotation, molecular function: protein kinase binding; cyclin-dependent protein serine/threonine kinase inhibitor activity. The record is from RefSeq and is a predicted model, not a curated record. Gene Ontology annotation, biological process: regulation of G1/S transition of mitotic cell cycle; negative regulation of cell population proliferation; regulation of cyclin-dependent protein serine/threonine kinase activity.
GGUAAAUACACUCGCUAUCAACACAGAGCGGCCCGGAGAAACUGCUUCACUUUUUCUUACCAUCCCGCUCUUUCUAUUUCUCUCUUUUCUGUCUCUCCCUCAACACACGCACCCUCUCAAACUCGUUUCAGAAUGAUGCGACCCAAGGAUCUGCGGCAGGGCUCGGGCACCAAGACCUUCCUGGACGCCAUGCACGAAGGCAAGGUCCAUUUGGCGCGCUUCAUCCUCGACGCACUGGACGGCCGCAUCAUCAACUCCAAGACGCAGAACAACCGUACUCCUCUCAUGUUCGCCGUGUGCCUGCCGGAGCCCGGUGCCAGGGCGAAGUUCACCCGCCUGCUGCUGGAGAAAGGCGCCGACGUCAACUGUCAGGACGAGAACGGACGCACCGCCCUGAGUCUGGCCUGCGAACUCGGCCACCUGGACGUGGUCAAACUGCUGGUGCAGUUCAACGCUGACCCCGACGUGUCGGAUGCCUGGGGGAACAGCGCCCUGGUGUACGCCUCCUACGCAGGCCACAGCCAGGUGUUGGAGUUCCUGGUCAAGGCCUUCAAGAGACUGGGCCUCCGGCUGGACCGAACCAACAACGCGGGCCACUCGGCCAUCCAAGUGGCUAACUUCUUCGGCCACAAUCACUGCGUCCAGGCGCUGAACGGCCCUGGGAGGAGGUGCGUGGGGUCAGAAGUAACCGUUGGCGAGGCGGGAGAGGAAAGACGGCAGCCCAACAAGCUGUCCCGGCAGGUUCUCGAGAGGUUCUCCAAGCCGCUCCACAGCGAAGAGCAGCUUCCAGGAGUGUUUCAGAGACAGCUGAAGGUCGGGGACAGCAACGGACUGUGGAACCGCUUCAGGUGUCAUGAUCAGUCCAGCGAGAACAACAGCUGUCACCAGAGUGUCCCUCCUCACCACCUACAGAGAGCCCAGGCGGAGGAUGACAGAGACGUUAUAUUCACAGCCAAGCAGCUACAGAACGGCAAGCUUAGGGACCUGAGAGGGGUUAAGACGCUGAACCACCUGCCUGACCCAUGUCAGAAAGAUUCCACUCAGGAUAGAGGACUGAAACAGCAGGCGCAAGAGAGUUUCCCCCUCUGGGGCAAAGCUAAAUCAUUUAACCUGGACCUCUUAAGCAGCAGGAAACAGUCGUACCAAGGGGAUAUGGGCGACAUGAGGCUAUCGGCCAGUAAGUUCAAGAGAGGCUCGCUGCAGGACGAGAGAUUCUUGAUCGCCAAGAUUGAAUGUCGAGAGAAAACAGGUGCAGUCACAAGUAAUGCUGACAGAACUGUCACGGCAAGAGGCCUUUUAAACGGCAAAAGUAAAUCUCAGAGAGCUGCGCCCGAGGAAAACGCGAGGUCACAGAAAGAUGAAAAUAAUGACAUGUCAAGCAGGAGAGCGUCUCAGAAAAGGGACAGCCUUCCAAGCGGGAGGAAGCUUCUCUUCAACAGAGGAGAGAUGGAGCCGGACAAGAUCCCCAUCCGUCCUCCAGGAUUCACCGGGCUCGGGACUAGGCUGCUACGACGCUUCACCGCCCCCGAGUUCAUGAGAAUGGUUAUAGACUGUUCCUCCGGUUCCGCGCAUGGAAGAGCGAGAAUGUCCAGGUCCGAAACGUUCCCUUUCUCACACGCGCAUCAGAAAGUUAACAGCCAGCCCAGCGUCGACAGCAUCAGCGGAGUCAAGUGUGAAUUCGAAAGCAGCUCACGAGUCACUCUUGAUUAAAAUACUAGGCUAUAGAAAUGUAUGGCAGUCGAUUUAUUAUAGCACUUAAAAUUACACACAUAUAAAAUGUGUGGUCAUAUAUUACUAUUUCAUUCACUUGUAAAGAAAUACAAUAAUAUAACGUUUAAGAGUUCGAGCGCUCUGUAAUUUCAAUAAUCUCCUUCUGUUACUGCUCAGACGGUUGGUCUGUCGCUUUUGUAUAUAAUGUAUAUAAUUGCACUCUGAAGAGCUAUUGAUAAACAAUUAUUUACAAACUGUUCAUAUUAAAUAUAAUUUAUAUUGUACUGAAGAUGCAGUUUCUAUGCUUGCUCUACACGUCGCUGUAUCUGCAACUGUGUGAUUUGCAAAUAUAGUGUCUAUUAAAUAUAUAUUAAAUAUAUCCCCAACAUCUUGUAUUUGUUUCAAAGACCAGUAGAGAGAGACAGAGAGAUAACAUUAAAUAGAGCAGUACUAUUGGAUUUAAUAUGCAUUAUUUAUUGAUUUAUACAAAAUUAAAAUAAUGUUUAUUUCUCUAUUUUCAUGACUUAC